Gasterosteus aculeatus aculeatus (three-spined stickleback) is the source of this 2647-nucleotide messenger RNA. Lineage: Eukaryota; Metazoa; Chordata; Actinopteri; Perciformes; Gasterosteidae. The record is from RefSeq and is a predicted model, not a curated record.
AAACAGGAGCUGAAAUAGUAAAAAAAAGCAGAAUUCAGAACAAACUACGCAGUAGUUAAAAUAUCGGCCUCCACUUUGGGUGCAUCCGAAUAGUCCUCUUUGCUUAGGACGGUUCAUGACGGAGUGAAAUGAGCCGAAAGUCCUGUAAGUGGCUGCCUUAAUAAGAGCCGUUAGGAACCAUUAGGAGUAUUGGGACGCAGCCAGAGAUGAAGACCGGCUGCCUGCCAACAUUGUUUGACUGCGAUAUAAAACCAGGAAAAGCAGAGCGCACUCAGUGUUUCUCCAGGAGCCUCUGGGUUUUAUGUUGGUUCUUAUUUUUUAUCUAAAGAAAAGGACUUGGGAUGAUGUUUGCCCGUUUAGUUAUUCUGGUCGUUUCCUCGAUGAGUUUCCUGCACAGAUUCCAUGUGUCCGCUUGUGAUACAAACUGUGCAGAUAAACCAGUUUUCACUCCAUCCAGUCUGGUGGUGAAGUUUGGUGACCCCACCUCUGCCAACUGCUCUGUGUGUGAGCCCGCUUGUGUCAACAACCAAUAUGGUGUGGAAAGCCCCGCGGGAGACAAGACGAAGGACGGAACCACGAUAUCAUGGACAGUCGAUUCACUGACUGAGUGGUCGGUGUCGUCAUUGUGUUUCUAUAGUGAUGAUGCUGGUCACCAGUGUUGUACCUUCCUGCCUGUUACUGUCUACCAACCUCCACAAAAAGUGUCCAUCAGCGUUGUUAACCUCACUGGGCCGAUGUUGGAGGGGCGUCAGUACACUCUGCAGUGUACAGUAGAGCACGUGGCUCCUGUUAAGGACCUCCGUGUGACCUUCUACAGAGGACAGACAGCACUGGGUCAACCACAGUCCAUCAACAGCACAGGGACGAAACCAGUGACUCAGAACUUCAGUGUGGACAUCAGCCCGGGUAGAGAAGAAGAUGGAGCUCAGUACUGGUGUGAAGCCAAGCUGGAACUGGGACCUGAAGGACCAAAGCUCCCUCCAGUGGAGACGUCACAAAACAUCACUGCUACUGUGCACUAUCAGCCUCAUCUGGAGGGAUCAUCACACCCAGAUACAAUCAGAGUCCGGGAAGGAGAACUUCUACGACUGAACUGCUCGGCUGUAGCAAACCCCCCCCCCACGUACACCUGGACGUACCCGUCAGGGAGAAGGGAAGCCGCCCAUGCCGACGUUCUGACUAUCAACUCCACCACUGUGUCGGAUGAGGGGAAGUUCACCUGUUCAGUGGUCAACCUGCUGGGAAAUGUCACCAAGGAGUUUGACGUGGAGCUUCAGGGUGUGAAGGUCAUCACCACCCCGUAUACCACCACCACCACGCCCCCGUCCACCACCACCACCACCGUGAGGCCAACAAGCGCGCCGAGCUGCAGCAGCGGCGGCCCGGUGCUUCGCAGGUUCUUCAUGUGUUUCAUGCUUUUAUUCACCGCUCUGGUUUGAAGACGUGUGCGUCGAAUAUAAAUUGCCCAGGAACAUUUUUGCCACUAAAGAGUAUAAAACAAAACUGAAAACAAAUGGUUUAUUCUACGGACGUUAGUUGUAAGUGAGACUUGUCUGAAUGCUUCUUUAAAAUCCUCUUCUGCAAAAGCAUUCAUGGAGCAUACUUUUAUAUUUUUCGGAGAGUUUAACAAACAGUUCUGCUCGUGCGUGUAAGAUGUGAAUAUUUUAGCGUCUCUCAAAGCGAAGGGAUUUUCUAUGGAAAAAGGUGGAAAAACUCAUCAGACUGUGAUCAGCUUUCUCCACCUGUUUCCAGUCUCUAUGCCAGUGGUUCUCAAACUCUUGGAGGAAGAAAAAUGUACCAAAAUGGUCCAUGCUGAAUUUUUAUUAAAAUAACGACAUUUAGUAAUGUAAAACAUAAAGUUCUGUACUUGUACAGCGCUUUUCUAGACUUCCGACCACUCAAAGCGCUUUAACACUACGACAUCAUUCACCCAUUCACACACCGAUGACAGGAGAACCACACACAGUGACACCUGCCCAUCAGCAACUAACAUUCACACGCUGUCGUGGCGGCUACAGGAGCAUCGUUGGGUGAAGUGUCUUGCCCAAGGACACAUCGACCUGGCUGGUCACUGCUCUAUGCUAAGCUACGCUAGCUGUCCCUGGGCUGCAGCACUUUAUUCCAACUACUGUCAAGAAAGUGGUCACCAGUGACCCCGAGACUGGCUGGUUUAAUGUGAAUGUCCGAGCUGAGCUGCAGCUUCGGUCAUCAAUGAGGAAAAAGCAAAUCUCUCAAACAGAAACUCAAUAUUUGCCUCUUUUUGAAUCUGUUCCCUUUACUGCCGGGAAUGUUCAUUCACACAUCGACAUGCUCCGUAUCACCAUCAGCAUCAGCACCGUCCUCUUUGUCAUCUUCAAAUCCACAUGGAAAAAUUCACUUUGAGAUUACUACUUUUUUUUAAGGAAAUACAUUUGAUUACUCUGAUGUUCGAGGGGAUGUUUCUACCGCUCUGAUUGUUUUGUGAAAAGUUCCAUAAAUAACCGCCUGGCCUCGACUGUGAGGAAGCAGCCUUCACAUGCAGUUCUGAUGUUUCACCACCAGGUGGUGGAAGACUACGCUAACCUAUGACGUCAUCGUGUCUGUUUUUGAAUGAUCCUCCUGAAUUCAUUCAUUAUUAUUUGGAAAAUAAAAGCCAUGUGAAGAUGUA